This is a messenger RNA of Penaeus vannamei (Pacific white shrimp), 3075 nucleotides long. The record is from RefSeq and is a predicted model, not a curated record. NCBI's taxonomy places the organism in Eukaryota, Metazoa, Arthropoda, Malacostraca, Decapoda, Penaeidae.
AUGGCAAAGGCGUACUACAUCUGCCUUCGAAAUACAAACGAGGAAGACAAUGGCAAACGAAUUGAAACUUUGCCAGCUGCAUGCUCUUGGACAUUCGCUGAAGAUAAGAGUGACAAAACAUCGUUUACGCGAACCGGAGAUAGCGCCAGUGACAGCCGAGCAGCCAAUGGUCGUUUCCAGCAGAUAACAAUGACGGAAGUCACUCCAGCAGAAUGUGCAAUUAGCAGUUACAACCGCAUUGGUGACAUUCUCUCGGGGUCUUGGGAGCUUACGCAGAGGAUCUUUGAGAAUCUCAGCUUCAGAGAAGUUGCAAGGCUAAGAGCAGUAUGCAGGACUUGGGCAGACGUUGGAGCCAAGAUACUAGAGAAACGCAGAAGACUGCACUACUUGACCAUUCAUCCUCACAGUAUCCCCACCACAGAGGGGAAGGUGACCAUUGGUGAAUUAUCUCCAAGCAGUUUAUUUGAAGGAUUUUUUGAGCACAUUGUUAGCAGACCACGAUAUUGCAUUGGAUUCUGCAAUGAAGAUUGGUUGAGUCGCACUGACAUCUUCAGCAAAAAAGGAGAAAAUGGAAAACUUACCCUCGCUCAGUACCUCCAUGGAUCUCUGCCCAAAACGUGUGAAUUUGGACUGUUCUCGGCCACAGGAAUCAUUGGCACUGUUGAAAACAAUUAUCAAGGACAUUGGUUAGAAUCGGCUAACAAUCUCAAUCACAUAAUUCUCUCCUUUCUGCACGAUGAAGAGAAAGAUGGACAAAAGGCCAAAAGAAGCUGCCGGCGUCGUAGCAGUGAUGAGAUUCAGUCCAGGGAAGAUCUCGCAGAAUCGGCAUCCCCCGUAGUGUCUGAUCAGAGUGCGAGUGCUUCCUCCAAUAACUCAAGUCAAGCCUCAGCUGCUAGUGCUAAAGAGGAGGCGAAUGUUAAAAGGUCCCGGGUUGGUUACAGUAUUGAAGUAGAGGCUAGAUGGAGUACAUCAUUGCGACAAGCAGAUGCUGUGUCUUUACUUUUGAUACCACACCAUCCAGGGGUGAAGUUGAAGUUCUUUAGCAUCAGCAUGGAGAGCUUUCUAAAGAGAUUUCGGUCAGGAAGAGCACUGAAUGAUGUGACAGUAUCUCCAGAAGAGUUCAACAAAAUGACAAGUAUGACACCUGAAGAUGACUUGAAAGCUCUUCUCCUGUUUGAUCUUGGUGCAGAUGAGGAGACAUUCACAGAUGCCUUUUUGCAGGCAGCCCUUGAAAGACAGAACUAUCAACUGGCAAUUGGAGGGGGAGUAGUUGAGAGUCUGCAAUGUGGAGAUAAGAACAAUGGUGAACUCACUAGUCUAGGAGUGGCUAUUAGCGGACCCAACGUCAUGGCAGCUUCAGUUGUCAUUUCAAAAUAUGUUAGCAGUCCCAAAGGACUGGAAUCAUACAUGAAGCAGCUUAAAUCUUGUGGACUCCCAGAGGAUCAGAGUUUAGCAUUUAUGUUUACGUGCUGUGGCCGUGGUUACUCGUGGUAUCGGAGACGAGGCAAUCCGUGGUUCGAUUAUCACAACGUUGAGACCAAGGCCUUUAGACAGGCCUUUCCAAAUACACCAAUCUUUGGCUUCUUCGGAGGUGGAGAGAUUGGUCUGUGUCAUUUCCCGAAAUUUAAUAGCACAGAAGCAGAUGAGGAUGUGGGCGUUAGAUACAAGAAGCGGAAGAAGAAAAAAUUAUUCCAUCAAUUCUCAACAAUUAUUGUUCUUUUAUCAUUCUUGUGAUAAUCUUAAUUAUAUAUGUUUCAUGUACAUUGUCAUAAAAACAAAACAAUUAGCAUUUUUAUUCUUCAUAUUGUAUAGAAUGUUCUGUAAAAACUGUAGGCUUUUUGACUGCUGAUCAACUAGAAAGAACAGGAAUAAUGGUAAAAAGUUUUGCCAUGUUAGUCUGCAGCCAAGGUUAUUUAUCAUGAUAAGAGAUGGUAUCUGUGGGAUAAAGUAUUAAAUGGAAAGAGUAUGUUUUUCAUUAUAUAUAUUUAUAUUAGAGUAUUGUAAUUGGACUUUUAGUCAUUUUGGAAAACUGCUGAAUGCUUUCUUAUCUUAAAUUUGAAUGUCAGUAUAAACAUGUAUCCAUUAUUUUAAAAAUUGUACAUUAUGAACCUGUAAAUUAAUUAGGCAUAAGAGUGUGAAUGUACUUUAUUCAAAUACAGAUAAGAAAAAAAUAUAUGGUAUAUGUAGAUGUAAAGAUAUGAUAAUCUAUUUUGAUACUCCUUUUUAAUAAAUUCUUCCAUUCAGAAUUAGCUGCAUGAAGUUUAUCAGAGAAUCAAGUUCAUUCCAUUGUGAAGGAUUUUUGUUUAGAUUUUUCUCCUUUACGUGUGUGUGCGCGCGCGCACACGUUGUGUGUGAAUGACCUUUUUAAAAGGAGCUUCAAGUGAUAUGUUCAGAUGUAAAAUACAUCUGAAUGUAAUUUUCUUUAUAAAGCAGAGUACUUUAUAGGUAGCUUCACAUUAGGUAGAUUACAUUUUACUUUGAUUAUUGAGUUGUAACCACUAUUAGCGGUCUGAGUUUAAGGUCACUGUUAUAAAGUACUGUAUAUAGUUCCCUCUAGAUUUGUUGUUCCCUUUUAUUAGGAGUACAUCUGUUUUUUUGACUCUAUUUACCAGCAGGAUGACCAAAACAAUUUUAUGAGUGUUAAAACAGUUUUGUCCAAACCUGACAAAAGUGGUUUUGUUUCUUUUUUACAGCUAUAGCAAAAAUAACAGAAUUGUAUUAUAUUUAAUAUCAGUCAAGAAAUAACCUAUGUUCCAAUUAUAUACAGAAAGAUGAUAAUAAAAAUAGCAUUACAGCUACUACAUAUUCCAAUGCUAAUAUGAUUGAUAUUGCUUGUGAAGUAGUUCUUACAAAAUUAAGAACAUUUGAUCCCUCAACAUAGAGUUUGUGGGUUAAUCUAGGGAACUGGAGAAUCAGAAAUUAAAUUUACUAUGCUGUUUGAAAACUAAUGAUUGAGUUAUACACAACUAUAUAAACUAGUACAGGCCAACCCUCAACUUGUCUUGUAAAUCUUAAAAAGAAAGCUGAGGCCACAAUCACUGUAAGAAGACUCAAAAUAAAGGAAAUGCUUUACAA